Messenger RNA from Colletotrichum destructivum, 1664 nucleotides. RefSeq lists its product as uncharacterized. The transcript is spliced from 4 exons. The coding region runs from base 242 to 1357 and encodes 371 amino acids. The record is from RefSeq and is a predicted model, not a curated record. NCBI's taxonomy places the organism in Eukaryota, Fungi, Ascomycota, Sordariomycetes, Glomerellales, Glomerellaceae.
UCCAGGCACAGCCAGUGAGCGGCCGGCGAGGAAACUGCCUCAAGAACCCUGGGGAAAUUGCUUUCUUUUUCGAAGAGCAGGACGGCCCAUAUCAAUCUUGAUGUUGUCUGCCCCGUAGCCCGUGGGACGGUUGCAUUUGUUUGCUUCAACUGCCCACCACCGGUCCUGAAGCGAAGGCCCAACGUCUGCAGUUUGCUGUCAAGACGACACCGACACUCCUUUACAUUGACCUGGAGACGUCAUGCCGGGCGUCGCAAAAGAGGCCGUUGUGCCGAUCGAGGCCGUGCUCCUCGGGCUGGCAAUCACCCUCGUUCUCGCACGCAUGUAUCUUCGACUGAUUCGACAGCGUCAAAAUCUCACAAUCAGUGAUUGGAUCCUUGUUGUCUCGAUACUCGAUGCCAUCGCGCUCUUCGCAACCGACACGAUGGCGUACAACCUGGGCGCAAUGGACGAGUACGACCCGAAUGCCCCGGCGGCCCCGGACGACGAACAAAUCAGGCUGAUGAAGGUCUCGUUUGCCGGAAACUACUUCUAUGACACUGGAGUUUACUUUCCGAAGCUGGCAUUGCUGGCCUUUUACUUCAAGUUGAUCCCGCCUACGAUGCCCAUCUUGCGAAAAGUGCUCUACGGAACGAGUGGCUUGACGCUGGCCUUCGCCAUAACUACCUGCUUCCUGGACACAUUCUGGUGCGGACCCAAUGUGUCUGUGAACUGGGAUUUGGAGGGCACCUGCUCCACGUACGACUCCAAAGCGGUUUUCCGCAUCGAUUGGGCUAUGAACAUUGUGUCAGAUCUGCUGAUCUUUGGUAUUCCAUUCCCACUCCUACUCGGUCUUCAACUCAGCAAACGGUACAUCAUUGGCCUUGCGGCUACGUUUUCCACCGGCAUCAUCACGAUAGGAGCCAGCGUAGGCAGAUUUGCCACCGUUGAAGCCAUCAAAGCGUGGACCAAUGUUUAUGUUCUUUCCAUGACAGAGAUCGCAGCCGCCAUCAUUGUGGUGUCGCUGCCCGCCCUCAAAUCGCUUCUCCAUCGCCGUGGGCUGGCCACAUCGAAUUAUGGGACCGGCAAGACGGGAUCGGACGGGCUGGCUUACAAGAAGCACCCAACAAGCCACUUCAAACUGUCUUCGGGAAGAGACCCAUACGAGGCGACGACGCGAGUGGUCGCCGAGGAGGAGUCGGGCAGCGAGGUGGAACUGAACAAUCUCCAACGAUCGGAUGUGAUUUACAAAUCGGCUCGCGUGAGCAUAACGUACCAUAGGCGAGAGGAGGUUGGCGAAGAGGGAAGUCCCUCCGGGCGUGCAUCCGAGGUCGUCCACCCCGGCACCGGCACGAGGGAUGGGGAGGGUGUGCAUUAAGAACAACGGACCCCGGCCCGCGUACGGAAAUCGGUCGAGUGGCCAAUCAUGCCUGGCGAGCUUAAUAACAGCUCUGCGCAUCUGCGGCGCAGUUGCAGCAAAAGAUUGAGCAAUACCACGUUGAUGGACGUACCUCGCUACAGAUACGACGCAGAGCAGAGAGGGAAUGGUGCCAAUUCCUCAACCCUGGCACAUUGUUGGAGGAGGAGGAGGAAAGGGAGGGGCGAGAAGUGAGUGGAAUAAGAAAUAUGCACAAAAUAAAAAAGGGUCCUGAACUGAUUUGCGCCCUUAACAUGGUUAAAUACAC